AUGUGCGCCUACCGUAUGUUGGCGAAGUUGCGGUCGCUCAAGUGGGAUGCUAUGACUCGUAGGCUUCCCUGUGCAUGUGUGAUACGUGUUGGGAGGGCUACGAAGAGUCGCAUCAUUUCGUUUCUCGAUGCUAGAGCAAACAGAGCUUGUGAGAGGCGAUUUCCAGCGGGUGUAUUGCAGUGUCAUAGGCGAUUUCUGCCGAGAUUUGCAAGGCGGAGGCGAUUUUCGUCAUUCUCCAACCACCGUGUGAACAAGAUGUCAAAUACCAAAUCAGACUAUAGUGAUAGCCCAAGAGCAUUUGAGGUCGAAUCGGCUUCAGAGAGCUCAACUGCAGGGCUUGAUAGUGCCGAUUUUGAGGGCACUAAGGUAGUAGGGGUUCCAGAGGUGUCUACCGAAUUUGGGAGCACCUCAAGUGUAGAGAUGGUUGAGGUUAAUAACUCUUAG
This is a messenger RNA of Prunus armeniaca (apricot), 444 nucleotides long. Lineage: Eukaryota; Viridiplantae; Streptophyta; Magnoliopsida; Rosales; Rosaceae. The record is from the annotation of a GenBank genome assembly.